Molecule: messenger RNA, 3828 nt
Organism: Caenorhabditis auriculariae
Lineage: Eukaryota; Metazoa; Nematoda; Chromadorea; Rhabditida; Rhabditidae
Source: the annotation of a GenBank genome assembly
AUGAAAGAGCUAGGCAAAGAAAAGGAUCAUAAACUGAUGAUUUUCGGGGUCGCCAACUCUAUCUCCAUGUCAUUUGCGUGAGUCAAGAUUUUUAUUCGUUUUACCACCGAAAAAAAAUUGCAGAUUUCCUUCUGUUACCUCCUACACAUGUGAAUUUAACAAUAACACCCCGAAAGGUAAUUUUCUCUUUUUUUUUAAAGAAAUUGAAAUAUUUCUGGCCGUCUCAGUGCCGGGUGAGUAAUUGUCUUAUUUAAAGCUCGCAGCGAAACAGUUUUUUUGGUUCAAAGGCUCACGCCAGCCGGUCAGAUUACGGUAGUCAGGAUAAGUUUUUCGGUAAUAAAAUGAAAGCGAAUGUACUUUUUGUGACGUACCUUAUCUUGUAACCUCAAGAAGUAGGUCUUUAACAAGUUGCGAAAAGGAAAAAACAUCAAAAAAAUUUCCUGGCUCCGAAACUGACGGCGCAAUAUUGACCGGCCCCGUAACACUGUCUUAAACAUGCGUGGGCUCGAGCCGAAACUCAACAGAAUCUCACAGCGUUAUGGACGGCUUCGUUUUUUCGACAAAUGUCCCGUAUAGCUUUUCUUUCAAACGUUUUUUUUGCCAGUAGGCGGAGCCAACCAAUGAUGCUCUGCAAAUCUACCUAGUGUCCCUGCGUUUCUACUCGUGUUGUCGAACGAGAAAAACCGUUAUCCCAAGCACGUCUAAUUAGCGUUUAGCGUGGCCUAAAGUUGUUCGAAAAGCCAAAAUCUUCAUAACGUGGUCAUCCAAGAAUUUUUCAUUUUUUUUUUUAUUCGAAAGGUCAAAAAAUCUAGGCAAAGGAAAUCGAAAAGGCUUGACCAUGUUUUAAAUGCAUAUUAUCUCAGAUCUACAGAACCGAAGGCAUGCGAUAGCCAGUUUCAUUCAAAAAACGUUGCUUGAAUUGGAAGAUCAUAAAUGUCAAGUUUGUUUGGUGAGGAACUCGUUUUUUCGAACCAAUUGCCAUUUUUUCUAGUACACUUUCGGAAGAACUCAAGAAUCUUCGGUUUCGGGAAGCUACCCAUACGAUAUGUUGGCAUUCAAUGAGUGGUUUUUUUUGACUUAGAUUUUAAAAUCACCUUUGAUCUACAUUUCGAUUCAGCCUCACACAGUUAGAGUCAACUUCUAACCUUGUUGCUACCUCUGCCGUUAGUGUGGUUUCUACCAAAGUUUGUUGAUAACCGUAAAUAAUUUUACAGACGAAAUUGUUUCAUUAGAAAAGCGUUGGUCGCACUUAUACCUUAGCGCGUUGCGGUUGCGACACAGCUCUUUCUGAAGCCUUUUUUUUAGAUUUCAUUCUCCGAUAGUUCUUCGGGAAUGUUCUUUUCGUUGAUAUUGAAAUUUAAGUUCAAUGAAUAAAAUUAUGAAGAACCGAAUUUUUAAUAACUUAUCAGGCCUUAAUCGUAAAAAGGUACUCCAAUAAAUCUGCGUCAAGGCGGAAAUUUUCUGCCUAACCUCACUUAACAAUCGAAAGAAAGAUAAAAGUGUAGAGGCUUGUAUUUCACUAUGAUGUCAUAAUGAUAUUUUCUGUUCCUGUAUUGUGUGAGCUUCAAUCACAGCUCAUCGGAUAAAAAACUCUUUUCUUUUUUUUAUUACCUUUUAUUUUACAGAUUUUGGCGACUCUGAAUGAGCAUAAGGGUGCGGCAUCUCGUAUCAUUUUGUUCUUGGAUCUAGAGACCUUUGUUUCUACGGUAAGAAAGCACAAGAACACUUUCGAAUCAACAAAUACUAAUUCUCUUUUUCAGUUGAAAGUUUUUGUUUUAAAUUGCCACUUUUGAGAGCCAUGAUUACUUCGAAAAAUUUGCUGAAACGGCUGAAAUAUGCGUCUACUUAUUUGGCGACGUUACUCAGUUUUACGAGUACAAGGAAGAGCUGCGUAAAUUUAAACCUUCAACAAAUUUCCGUUUGAAACUUGUGUAAUAUACUGAGCACAUUCAAUGAAAAUUUCAAAAAUUGCAGGGCAGAACCUUCCGACUUGAUUUUUAUUGCUUCCCCUUUCAAAAAAGUCUUGCCUCCUCCUUGCAUUUUUUCCAAGAAAGCCCAGCUUUACUUCGGAAAUUUACAAUGUGCUGUUGAGGUCAGAAAGGAGUUUGUUUCCUUUUUCUAGAAGAUAUUUGAAUUUUAGUUAGUCAGCGAUGUAGCCACUAUACCGUACGAGAACAUUUCUGUUGUGGGAACAAUUGAAGCCGAUGAAAUGGGGUUGAGAUAUCUCAAUGCGCCUGCCGAAAAUGUUGUCUUCCUUUAUGGUGUCAAAGGUUGUUUUUUCAUUGAAUUUUAUGAAAAUUUGAAUCAUGGAAAUCACAGAAGCUUUUUGUCGAGUUUGUUUCUAUUUCAAUUUUUUCUCAGAUUGCAUCUUGACUUAACAAACUGUUCGCGUAUAAGUCUCUGAUCCUAAAUACCUAAGUAAUACUUGAAAUUUCUUGUCUGAAUUUUGACUCCAUACUUGUCUAUGUCACUUAAAGGCGUAUUGAAUUGAAAAAAUAGACAAUAGGCUGUAAAAAAUCGAGUUUGAGAUAAAUGUGCCAUUUUUAUAGCUCUUUGUUCGGUGUCGAACGGUGCACUUGAAAACGUAAAGAUCUUCCUAAUUCUUUAUGGAAAUUCAAAGUCAAAGAGGUAAAAAGUUUGAAUAAUCUAAACAACUUUCUAUACAUCGACUACAAGUAUAUAACAAAAUUAAAAGGAAAGAAAUUAAAAUCGCGUUUCUCUUCAAAAUCACUCAUAUCUGUGAUUUUUCGAGUGGACCGUUCGAAACGCAAUACAAAAGCCCUAUAAAAUACUGAUUUCACAUCUAACCCCAUUUUUUACUUCUCAUAUGCCUAUCAAUACACAAAAAGAUCUCUGUACAGGUCAAAGAUAAGACUUUUUAUUCAGGCAGAGAGAAUUCCAAAUCAAAGGAUGUGACAAUUGUUUCGGAGGAAUUUUUGACAACUUUCGCAACUGCACUGUAUGAUGAAAACGCUAUGGCGCUUUGCAACUGCCGUACUCGAGAGAAAGCAGAUGCCUUGGCACUUUUGAUGGCUACCAGUCUGACCCAUGAUGGUCUUUUACACGUAUCAUGGCGAGUCAAAGCUCUUUUUGUUCAGGAAAAGUGAAAGGGUUGAUGUUUCUGGUCCCUGCACCGUCUGAAGCUCAUAUGUUGAAUGCGUUUGCUCUCCACAAAGAGACUGAACUCGUAAGUCCGCCUUUUUCGGUUUGAACGAGCAGAGUAAUGGAAUAUGAGGGUCGCCCAGAAGAAUAGAAUCCGAAAACUUUGUUCAACAUAUCUUUUUGGAUUUAUUCUUACAGUUGUUUAUAGGAAGAACUUCAAAAUUGAAAAAUUUUCCACAGAUUUGUCGUUUUCCAAACCGCUCUACACAGGGAACGGAAAUAAAGAAGAAAGCGAACGAGAAAUCGAAAAUGAGCAGAGUUCCUCUUUGCACCAGUGAAAUAGCCCUUGGCUCGGCCGUGACCCAACUUAAGAAGGCGAUUGACCAGCAAGACUGCGCCUCUUUUGAUACGGUAUUUUCUAUGUCAUUUUUAUGAAACUUUAGUGUGAGUUUCUUAUUAUUUGAAUCAGAAUGAGCGUCUUGUUUUUAAAAGAAAAGUUUUUAUAUUUAUUUUGUCUACUCACCCGUCUUAUUAAGGUUAUAGCUUGGAUUGACAAAGAACUGACCGCCGCUGGCAGAGAUAUGAGCGAAAUUAUCAACUAUAUCCAGGAUAUCGAAACGGAGGGCGACAUCAAGGUUGGUGGAUAUUUAUGGGAAAAUAAAUGGUGGCUCUUUGAAGAAACAAAUCGACAAAUGGAUCAAAGAGAUGUCAAGCCGAUUAAAAUGA